Scylla paramamosain (green mud crab) is the source of this 405-nucleotide messenger RNA. RefSeq names its product zinc finger BED domain-containing protein 5-like. Bases 1 to 405 code for a protein of 134 amino acids. NCBI's taxonomy places the organism in Eukaryota, Metazoa, Arthropoda, Malacostraca, Decapoda, Portunidae. Gene Ontology annotation, molecular function: protein dimerization activity. The transcript has a single exon. The record is from RefSeq and is a predicted model, not a curated record.
AUGUACUUCCCAGAAUUCAAGGAGGAAGAAGGGAAGAUGGUAAGGAAUCCAUUCUCUAGCACUCUAGAUAUUACUACCAUUCCCAAUGAUGUUCAGGACGAGUUGCUUGAUCUCAAAAAUUAUUCUGCUGCCAAAGAUCUCUAUGAAGAAAAAUCUCUGAAUGUAUUUUGGUACUCAAUGCAUCAGUCAUAUCCAAAAGUCAGUGUGAUUGCACUUCGACUACUCUUGCCUUUUUCAACUACCUAUUUAUGUGAGUCUGGUUUCUCCACCUUUCUACAAAUCAAGAAUAAGAGCCGGAACCGACUGCAUGUGGAUCCCAACAUGAGAUGUGCAUUGUCAGUGACACAACCUCGGAUUCGUCAACUGGAUGAAAACAAUGUCAGCCUUCCCACUGAUGUGUGGUAA